Molecule: messenger RNA, 3715 nt
Organism: Carassius carassius (crucian carp)
Lineage: Eukaryota; Metazoa; Chordata; Actinopteri; Cypriniformes; Cyprinidae
Product: myotubularin-like
Exons: 15
Coding region: 151-1959 (602 amino acids)
Biological process (GO): dephosphorylation; negative regulation of autophagosome assembly; muscle cell cellular homeostasis
Cellular component (GO): plasma membrane
Molecular function (GO): phosphatidylinositol-3,5-bisphosphate 3-phosphatase activity
Source: RefSeq, a predicted model, not a curated record
CUUGCAGUACGCGACUUGACAAGUAGCCAAUGGGCGCGUUGACCGCUGUCACGUGACUCGGGCAGAGCGCUUCCUGCGGCGGAGCAAAAUAGACUGGCAAUCUGAGGAACGGAGAAUUGCAGUUUCUGGGUGGACGAAGCAAACCCAGUGAUGGCCUCGGCUCCUUUAGCACCUUACAACUCCAGUCCUCUAGGGAACAGCUCCAGCCCAAACGCGUCCAGAGAGAGCCUGAAGAUGGAGCCGCUGGCAGAUGUUGCCGUGCUUCCAGGAGAAGAGAGAGUGAUCGAUAAAGACAUCAUCUACAUCUGCCCUUUUAAUGCUGCAGUCAAAGGAAAGGUGUUCAUCACCAACUACAGACUUUACUUCAAGAAUACUGACUCGGAGACACCAGUUACCCUGGACGUGCCAUUAGGUGUCAUAAGCCGUGUAGAGAAGAUGGGCGGAGCCUCCAGUCGAGGAGAGAACUCCUACGGGCUUGAAAUCAUCUGCAAGGACAUGAGGAACCUGCGAUUUGCUCUGAAGCAAGAAGGCCACAGUCGAAGAGACAUCUUUGAGAUUAUUUUCAAAUAUGCUUUCCCACUGUCUCAUGGAAUGCAACUCUUUGCCUUUCUGAGUCAGGAGAAGUAUGAGGAGAAUGGCUGGAACGUUUAUGAGCCCAUGGAAGAGUACAGGAGGCAGGUUCUACCUAAUAGUGAGUGGAGGGUCACUUUCAUCAAUAAGAACUACGAGCUGUGUGACACCUAUCCCACAAUUCUUGUUGUUCCAUACAAGGCCACAGAUGAAGAUCUUAGAAGAGUUGCUGCCUUCCGCUCCCGCUGCCGCAUCCCGGUGUUGUCGUGGUUCCAUAAAGAGAACCAUGCUGUGAUCACGCGGUGUAGCCAGCCGUUGGUGGGAAUGAGCGGCAAGCGCAACAAAGAUGAUGAACGUUACUUGGACCUAAUCCGUGAGGCCAAUGGUACUACCAAACUCACCAUCUAUGAUGCCAGGCCUAAUGUCAAUGCAGUGGCAAACAAGGCCACAGGAGGGGGUUACGAGGGCGACGAUGCAUAUCAGAAUGCUGAGCUGGUCUUUCUGGACAUCCAUAAUAUCCAUGUCAUGAGGGAGUCACUGAAGAAGUUAAAGGACAUUGUCUACCCCAAUGUGGAAGAGUCUCAUUGGCUCUCCAGCCUGGAGUCCACUCACUGGCUAGAGCAUAUUAAGCUGGUGCUAUCAGGGGCCAUCCAGGUGGCCGAUAAGGUGUCUUCUGGGAGCUCUGUGGUGGUGCACUGCAGUGACGGCUGGGACCGCACAGCUCAGCUCACCUCUCUGGCCAUGUUGAUGCUGGACUCAUACUACAGGACUCUCAGGGGCUUCCAGGUGCUGCUGGAGAAGGAAUGGAUCAGCUUCGGACACAAGUUUGCCUCAAGAAUCGGGCAUGGAGACAAAAACCAUGCAGAUCAAGACAGAUCACCUAUCUUUUUGCAGUUUAUUGACUGUGUGUGGCAAAUGACUAAACAGUUCCCAACAGCGUUUGAGUUUAAUGAACGUCUCCUGGUGGUAAUCUUGGAUCACCUGUACAGCUGCCGCUUUGGCACUUUCCUCUACAACUGUGAGAGUGCCCGUGAAAGCAAUAACGUUCGGGUGAAGACGGUGUCUCUGUGGUCUUUUGUCAACAGUGACACAUCCUUGUAUAUAAACCCCUUCUACACUCCAGAAUCCAGUCGUGUGCUUUACCCUGUUGCCAGCAUGCGCCACCUAGAGCUUUGGGUGACUUAUUACAUCAGGUGGAACCCUCGCAUACUACACCAGCAACAGAGUCCAGUGGAGCAGCGCUAUAAGGAGCUACUGGCGUUGAGGGAUCAGUACCUGAAGAAACUGGAGGAACUGCAGCUCUCUGACUCCACCCACUUGACAAACAGCUCCACCCCCAACACUGCCACGCCCAAUCAGCACAUCACACACUUACAGACACCGUUUUGAUCCCACUCACGAGCUGUUACAGACAUUGGACAUUUGUACAUAGCAAUAGUGAUUAUUAUGAUAACACAAUUAGUAAUGAUGUCGGUGAUAAUGAGUAACAAACAAUUAUGCAAUAAACCACAGUACAGCCUUCAUCGUGCAAAAACGUCAAACGAAAAGAGAAGCCUUAAAGUGACAGUGCGUUUUUUUUCAUGCCACAUACCAUGGACGAAAGUGUGUCAGAUUACGUGUGUGUAUCCCAGAUGCCACUUGGAUACUGCUUGGAAUGGUCAUGUGACAAUUGAAAGCGAUCAAGUCUGAAGGACGUAUGUGAUUUAUGUGUUGCGUUAUGUGUGUUCUAAAGUGUAGAUCUGAGUGAAGAACAUUUUUGAAUGUUGAGCACUAGUAAGAUGGCAUGUAAAUGGUGUUUCGAGAGUGCUGGUCUUGUAAACCGUAGUCUGCAUGGUGUCCAGUCAAUCCAGUAUCAAGCAGGGUCCUCAACCUUUGGGUAGAGAUAUCUUUUCAUUAGUACAUUUGGUUUAACUGCUUGGCAAACUCAAAUGGCUCACCUCAGAAGGUAAAGGAAGCAGAAACGUUGUCUAAAUGUCUUACUUUUUCCUCUGUAUGAUAUGGUAGGAAAAUGUUCUGAAGCAAUUAACAUUAGCUUGUUGAACAGACCCAGGGUUUUUUUUAAGCGAGCGACGCGGAUACCUUUUCGGUGCCUUUACUCAUAUCUGAGGCUUUCAGGUGUAUAUUUUUUUUUUUAGAGAAACAUUGUUUUUUUCUUUAUGGCAGCAUCAGCGGUAGAUUCGAAUGAUUUCCAUUCACUGUGCAUUUAAGCAACAGGUUGUUUCUUCUCCUGCUGAGGUCUGGAGUUGAACAAUUUGAAGCCCUCUAUGCUAGUGGCGUUUGGUUAUACCCUGUAAAACGAUGUGCCAUUGCCACGGAAAGCAAAUAUUUUGUUGUUGAUGGAGCUGACAGUAUUGCUUCCAAUGAGAUGUAGCAGAGUCUGCGAAGACUUUUGGGUUGGACGGAGUGGCUGGGAUAUGAAGCGGUCUGAUUGAGCUGUUCCAAAUUCAGCCUUUUCCUGAGAAAGAGAGCGCUGACUGACACGGGGUGAAAGAGGGCGGCUACAGAGAGCCACUGCUCAUGCUGUCUCACAAAACGGAACUUCUAAAGACUUUGACCUCAAUGAGGAUAUGAAGUUUAAACCAUAGUGUGUGUGAAGAAGACAAACAAGUCCAAUAAACAAACACAAACACAUUUGCGGUUGGAUGUUUCUAGAGGGAAAAAGACAAAUCUAUUUUUUAUUUUGUACAAGUACCAGAACUAUGUAAUUACCUCAAACAAAAACCUAUUUUACUGUUUAAAGUUCUAUUGUUGUAAAAUAGAAUUAUUUUAUUCAGUGUAAAAUUUGACAGUUUUAUAAAAAGGAAAGUAAUUAGAAAAAUGUUUUGGUAAUUUGUUGGACAUCCUCUUAUAAGUAUAAUUUUUUUUAAUGGGCAUUGAGGUUUUGCUUUGUAACAUUUUAAAGAUCUGAAUACGAUCUGAUUGUCUAGGGAAUUCUUUUGUUCUCAAUCCCAUUGGAUGAGAUUGAGUGAAGGAAAGCUGCACACUUUGAUUUUUUUUCUUUUUUUGACAUUAGCUUAAGUUAGACAUAAUAGUUUAGAGGGAUCUAUUUUUGUUUUGUAUUCCCACAUGUAUCCUUUAUUUGUUGGCCAGCUAUUGUUCUGUACAUAAUGCUGAUUAAAUUAAUUUAAAGAGUUCACAAGGAAAA